AAAUUACUGCCAAAUCAAUCAAUUCAAGAAAAUUAUUUUACAACAAAAAUGUUUCUACAAUAUAGCAAUGUCUAAGUUGAAUUUUGUGAUCAAAUGCAAUGAACAACAACAACAACAACAACAACAUCGAUUGAUGAAAAUCGAUAUUGUACUGUAUUGCCAUGUCUCGAUCGCAUUCAAAUCAACCUAGACCAUAUAAAGUUUGGUCAUCAGAUCGACAGAAACGUAAAUCAAUAACUGCCUCAAAUCUUCAAGAAUUCAAGAUUCGUGGAGCUGAAAAAUUGGGCUAUGAAAAUUAUCGUUAUCUACGUGUUGUAUUUGAAAAUGAUGGUACAGAAGUGGAAGAUGAUUCAUAUUUUCAAUCAGCUGAAAAGGAUACAAUUUUUCUAUUACUUCGUGAUGAUGAAAAUUGGCUACCACCAGGAAUGGAUGCACUUAAAUCUGCAUUAUCCGCUAUUCCACAGAUUGUUUGUGAUACUAUCAAUACAUUAAAAUUAGCCAAUAAAUCACCAGCUUGGUCAAUCAAAGAUGAUCAAGGAUUCAUCACUGUCACAUUACAAUGGGAACAUGAUAAUAAAUUCAAAUAUCUAAGUGAUUUUGAAGAGCCUUCCUGGAAAUUGUCUUCACAGCCUUCUUCAUACGCUCAAUUUGGCGAUAAAGUGUAUAGCUCAACAUUUCCACGACCGAAUUCUAGUCGUGCCAAAUCAUAUGAAUCAUAUUUGAGAAGCGUAAGAAAUCUAAAUACAUUAGCAGCCUAUCGAUCAGCACUGCCAUAUAAAACAUUAUCUGCCGAUGAUUUUUCAUUCAUUGAUCGAGCAAUUGAUGAUUUUAGCUCAGCUCAUGAUCUCACUUCUUAUUGUGAUUUUCAUUGUUCUUCAUUACAUCGUGAUGGUGGCUCAAUCAAAGUUAGCAAAUCCGUAGGAACAUCACCAAUACUUGAUCUUAGUCGUACGAUUUCACCAACUGUUACUACAACCAAUAAGGCGACAUCACCUUUUGAAAAAGGUUCAUCAUCAGCUCAAAUUGAUGCCAAUAUUGUUGCUCAAUCAAAAGCGAAAAAAGGUCAUGUUCGUUUUAUGGACAUCGAGAAAAGUAUCGAUUCAAAUUGCACAUCAUUCAACGGAGCUAACAAACGAAACAUAUCGUUAAUGGGUCUAAUCAAUGGACAUAUUGUUGAUGGUAAUGUUAGUUCUAGUGAUGAUUCUGAAACCGAAACAACCGAACGUGAUGAUGAUGAUGAACAAUUCUGUGAACGUUAUCUAAUGCUUGUUGAUCAAUUAUCGGCUAAUCAUAAAAAACAUUUAAGCAUUAAAGAUAUUGGCAUUAUAUUGGAACGAUUAAAAUCGAAAAUAAUCGAUAUUGAUAAAUUGGAAAGAGAUAAAGAAAGUAUCGAUUGUUAUAAUUGGCUUAUAAAAGCUAUCAUCAAAGGCGAUAUGUUAAGAGAGAUUGGUGUUGUCUAUAAUGGCCAAUAUUAUUCACUGAUGGAACAUCCAGGAUAUUUUUGAAAAUCACACCAAAAUCACAAAUAAAUGGACAAAAAAUCAAAGUUUGAAGUUGAAAGACGUUAUUUUUGAUAAAUCUUUUUUUUUCUAUAUAUCUAUCUAUUCAUCAUCAAGAUCAUCAAUAUAUAAACAUAAAACCACAACAACCAAACAUUUUGAGAGCAUAGAAUAUACAUCAAUUCAUGUCUGUCUGUCUUCAGUAAUUCAUUAUAUAAUUCGUAAUUUAGCAGAAAAAAAUACAAAUAACAAAAUUAUCGAUUAUUUACAAUACAAAAUACAACAAAUUACAAUAUAAAACUACCCACCUGUUUUCAUCACAUCAUUAACGAGCCUAUAUAUUAUCCUUAUUUGAAUAUAUGGAAAUUUUGAAAAAUUUUCACCAUUAAAUUAUUUCCAAUUUAGUAGUAAUCACGUUGUCAACUGUUGUCAUUUUAUUGUUGAUUUUCUUUUCUCUUUUAUUAUUGAAUUUGAGAAAAAAAACAACAACUGAAUCGCAUCUAUUU
Dermatophagoides farinae (American house dust mite) is the source of this 2005-nucleotide messenger RNA. The record is from RefSeq and is a predicted model, not a curated record. NCBI's taxonomy places the organism in Eukaryota, Metazoa, Arthropoda, Arachnida, Sarcoptiformes, Pyroglyphidae.